CUCUGAGCUAACGCAACCGAAUCUUGCCUUUAAUGUUUACCAUCUUGCAAGUCGACCAAAGACCACACACCACUGACGCGCCUUCUAUUCUACAUUUGCAUGUGCAAACACGCCUUCCCUCAUAUCUAUUGACAACUUCUGCUACGCCCGCUCAAUUCUGAAGCAUUUCUGAUUCUCGAAACGCUUCGCGACCGUAUCAGCUGUCCCGUGGCUAUUGUCGAGUCCUGAUCCAACUUGCGCGAACCUCAGCCGACUUCCCCACGCGACAGUUAGUGCCCGAGGUCUCCUCCCACCUUGAACUUUCGCCCACCUCCAAGCCUUAGUGACCCGUAACUUGUCACCACUUCGGCCUCGACCUCUUUUCGCGUCCUCUACAUCGAGUUGCCACACAUAUAUCCCUCAGCCGGCUUGCAAUUCGCCCGCAUUGCUCGACCUUACACACCCGCAUAGCUCGACCUUAAACACAACGCGAGCUACGCAACCGUCAAAAUGCCCAUGGAUAUCGACACGAGCCGUCGCAACAAGGUCCCCCGGCCUCUUUCGGACAACGAGCGGGCGCGACUUGAGGAAUACAUCGAAUCGAUUCAAUACUCUGCCCGUUACUCGGACAGCGAGUACGAGUACCGGCAUGUCCAGCUUCCUAAGGUGAUGCUGAAGGCAAUCCCAAAGGACUAUCAUGACGCAGCACAUGGCACGCUGAAGUUGCUGUGGGAAGACGAAUGGCGUGCCAUCGGAAUUACGCAGAGCUUGGGAUGGGAGCACUACGAGGUUCACGAGCCAGAGCCGCAUAUUUUACUCUUCAAGCGACCUCUCAACUACCAACCGCCCCAGUGAUGCCCUCACCGCAGCAUUAAGACAUAGCUCAUUCAUGCGCCUUGGGUUUCUCACCUCAACUCCCACCCCUCACCUCAUUGUACGAUAUAUCCGACUAUUG
Molecule: messenger RNA, 934 nt
Organism: Pseudomassariella vexata
Lineage: Eukaryota; Fungi; Ascomycota; Sordariomycetes; Amphisphaeriales; Pseudomassariaceae
Product: regulatory subunit of cyclin-dependent kinase
Exons: 4
Coding region: 490-834 (114 amino acids)
Biological process (GO): regulation of mitotic cell cycle
Cellular component (GO): SCF ubiquitin ligase complex; cyclin-dependent protein kinase holoenzyme complex
Molecular function (GO): histone binding; ubiquitin binding; cyclin-dependent protein serine/threonine kinase activator activity
Source: RefSeq, a predicted model, not a curated record